ACCGUGUUGUGUUUUUGUCUUUGUUUUGAGCACUCUCUCUCUCUAGGUGAGUUCUGGCUUGGUCUUGAGAAGAUACACGCUGUGGCCAAAGACACAGACUACAUCCUCAAGGUUAAGUUCUCAGACUGGAGGGGYGAUUCUGAGACCAUCCAGUACCCCAUCCGUCUGGGCGGGGAGGAGAGCCACUACGCCCUCCACAUCCAAGAGACCUCCAACGGCAACCUGGAGAGCGCCCUGACUACCGAGGCCUCCGGCCUGCCCUUCUCCACCCGCGACCAAGACAAUGACCAGAAGAGCGACACCAACUCCGCCAAACACCUCUCUGGUGGCUGGUGGUUCAGCAACUGUGGACGCUCCAACCUGAACGGCCGCUACUUCAUGAGCCCUCCUCCCAAGCAGAGGCAUCAGAGGAAGCAGGGGGUCUUCUGGAAGACCUGGCGUGGCCACUACUAUCCCCUGAAGACCACCGUCAUGAUGAUCGCCCCCUGAGGAGAGACGCUCAGCAUUCUGACAAAUUUUCUCCUCUUGAACUGAAACACUGUUAGAGGCGGUUGGUCAAUGACUUGGGUAAGCUACCCAGUCAGUCCUGGCUUCACCCAGUGAGACUUCCAACAGAGCCAAGGCCAUYAUAAAAGUCAAAAUAACUCAUACUUUUCAAAAGUCUUCAAGUCUCUCAGCUAGAGAGAACAAUGUUUAAAAAGUUAAGAAGUAAAAUGUACAUGUGAAUCUAGCAGUGGAAAGUUAGCAAGAGUGUUUCACCAAAGCUGUGGUAUGAGCUCACUCUUAAUCACUGUUUAAAGCAACGCUCAGCCUUGGGACUAAUGAAUGGAACAGAAUGAGGUGAGUUCCAACAUGUUUUGUGUCGCAAGAAACCAAGCAUUUUCCACAUGCUAAGACCCAUCUGACGGAGGUUUCUGAAUGGUAAGAGUUUUCCCAGAGGUUGAAUACUGUCCUCUUUGGCUUGAACCAGCCAAUAAAAAUGAUUUAAAGAAAAA
Molecule: messenger RNA, 995 nt
Organism: Salvelinus sp. IW2-2015
Lineage: Eukaryota; Metazoa; Chordata; Actinopteri; Salmoniformes; Salmonidae
Product: angiopoietin-related protein 4
Biological process (GO): triglyceride homeostasis
Molecular function (GO): enzyme inhibitor activity
Source: RefSeq, a predicted model, not a curated record